Molecule: messenger RNA, 434 nt
Organism: Linderina pennispora
Lineage: Eukaryota; Fungi; Kickxellomycota; Kickxellomycetes; Kickxellales; Kickxellaceae
Exons: 2
Coding region: 171-416 (81 amino acids)
Cellular component (GO): mitochondrion
Source: RefSeq, a predicted model, not a curated record
AGCCGUUCUGCAUUUGUGGCGAUUCAUUGCACUGCUUCCUCAAAUUGUAUUUAUUCCUUCUUACCCCUGCUCUCUUUGUGCACAGUUUGUUCUUGCAAUUCAAAUUCAUAGCCUUUCCACGCUUUGUCGAGGAGCGACGUUCAAUUGCAGCUUGUGAAAUCAGAAAAACAAUGGUCGAGUUUAAGGAGCCCGAGAUGAAGGCGACCGCGCAGGAGAUGAGCGAGGCACGCCUGCCGCUGCGCUACCGUGACUACUGCGCGCACUUGCUGAUCCCGCUCAACAAGUGCCGUCACAAAACAGCGUACCUGCCGUGGAAGUGCGAGGAGGAGAGGCACGCCUACGAGAAGUGCGAGUACGAGGACUUUAUGCGCCGCUCAAAGAUGCUGGCCCAGAUCAAGCAGGAGAACAAGCAAUAAGGCAGCUUCUUAGAAUAU